GUCAAAUAAUGAGUUUUCCGUGUUGUUCCGUGUGUAAGAGCAGAUCGCCGUUCCUCGCCUACGAGAACGUCCUGGAGAGCGAGAACGCUCGCAAAAUAAUUAGAACUAUGUGCCAUUCCACGAAAAUCGUGUUAUGCCUGAAAUGCCUGCCGAAAGCCGAUCUGAUGCCUGACAGCAUUUUGAGGGACGAAGAGUUCCAUGAACUGUUGCUGGGCUUCGAUGCGUCGGAUCUCGACGUGUUCCACUCGUUGGGCGUCAUGGAUGUAAUCGUCAUUCCCAGAGAGGCGAGGAUUAACGUGCGCUUCAAGAAACUGCUACGGAAGCCGUUGCCGAAGGCUGUAAAACUUCAAAAACUAUUUCAGGCGUUCCCACCCGUUCAUCGGGUGAGGUUUCGUAAAUACGCCAGCAAAGAGGAGUGGUUUCAAGUUCUUUCUCAGAAGUGCGUCGAGAUAACAACGUUUUAUUUAAAUGAGCGCUCCUUAGAUUUACACGAUAAUUUUGAUCUCAUGGUCGAUCGCACUCCGCUGCACGAGCGCACCUCUAACAGGUCCCGAGGGAUGAAUUUUCCUGAAGAUUCGUUCGUAAUGCGGCACCCGGUAUCCCAGCCACAUACGCACAAUGUUUCAGUGAGUAGUCUAGGAUCCAAUGCCACCAACAAUCCGGAAAACGAUUUGGAUUCCGACGCUUUUAGUUCACAAUCGAUUCCUCGCCCCAACGAACUCGAUUCGGAAUCGUUGAACAUCAGCUCGCAAUCACUUCAUCCGGAUUCCAUGCAUUUGCUGCAUUCAGCUGGGAGUGUGACAAAUAUUGCUGCCCGUUCGAGUAGCGUAAGCAGUUCAGACGAUGGCACGAUCAUCAGAAUGCCCAUCACUACUGCACGGAAUGUUAGGCCGACUGUACUCGCAGAUUCGCCGCAACCUGGACCAAGCGGCUUGCAACAGCCAAGAUUAGCAGUGCCUGCUAGACGACGACACCCUGUUGCUGAGAACCCUAGCCCUGCAAAUUUCAGGGAUGUUAGUAUUCAAGGAGGACGAUUGCCACGCGUUCCUGGCGGAUAGUUAAACCUGCAACGUAAUAUCGGUACUGUUAAUUCUGUUUCUUAAGUUUAGUUUGGUUGCAUGGAGCGUUUCUAUAUAAUAAAUAUCUUCCUUGUGUGUUUGUUACCGAU
This is a messenger RNA of Anopheles darlingi, 1168 nucleotides long. RefSeq lists its product as uncharacterized. Lineage: Eukaryota; Metazoa; Arthropoda; Insecta; Diptera; Culicidae. The record is from RefSeq and is a predicted model, not a curated record. The transcript is spliced from 3 exons. The coding region runs from base 9 to 1058 and encodes 349 amino acids.